CUCUACUUCUGGAUUCACAGAAACGCGGAAGAGAGAGAGAGAGAGAGAGAGAGCUAUGGCACUUUCUCAGUAUGCAAAACCUCCAACUCCAUUCCUGCAACAUUCAGCCUUUAUCUUCUUCUCCAUCUUAAGCGUCUAUGCUAUUAAUUUGCAUGCGACAGACCCUCCUUUAACACUGGAUUAUUAUUCAUCUACGUGCCCGAAUGUGCUGGAGAUUGUAAGGAAAGAGAUGGAAUGUGCAGUGCUGUCUGAUCCACGCAAUGCAGCGUCCAUACUCCGCCUCCAUUUUCAUGACUGCUUUGUCCAGGGAUGUGACGGGUCAGUUUUGCUUGAUGACACAAUCACCCUCAGAGGAGAGAAGAAAGCACCCACUAAUAUCCGCUCCCUGAGAGGUUUCAGGAUCAUUGACGGGAUCAAGAACAAGCUCGAAUCUGAGUGCCCCGGAAUCGUAUCCUGUGCAGAUAUGCUCACCAUUGCAGCAAGGGAUGCAGUCAUUCUGGUGGGCGGGCCUUACUGGCAUGUUCCUCUGGGUAGAAAGGAUUCCAGGACUGCAAGCUUCAGCCUAGCAACCACGAAUCUGCCUACUCCUGAUCAGGGUCUUCUCACUCUCAUAUCAAAGUUCCUUUAUCAAGGUCUCUCAGUCACAGAUAUGGUAGCUCUUGCAGGUGCACACACCAUUGGCAUGGCCCGCUGCGUGAACUUCCGAGAGAGGAUUUAUGGAGACUUCCAGGAAACUGCACACAAGAAUCCGCUCACAGAGAUAUAUCUCAGCAACCUGAAAUCUGGUUGCCCACCCAUUGGAGGAGAUGACAAUACGACUGCGAUGGAUUAUUUCUCACCCAACCUUUUCGACAAUUCUUUCUAUCAGAUACUGCUGCGAGGGGAGGGACUACUGAACUCGGACCAGGAGAUGUACUCCAGCAAGCUGGCACUUGAGACCAAGGAGCUUGUUAAGAAAUAUGCCUUCGACCCAAUUGCUUUCUUCCAGCAGUUCUCAGAUUCUAUGGUGAAGAUGGGAAAUAUCACCGAUCCUGACAGCUUCGUUACAGGGGAAGUAAGGAAAAAUUGCAGAUUUAUUAACACAUAAGCUCGAUCCAACUUGUAGUUUUGCCUAAAUAAAUAAAUAAAUAAGAAGCUUUUGUUAUAAAGAAGAGCAUUUCAUGUACUACCGAAGCCAUUAUUGAUCAUUAUUCUAUUCACUGUUUCAGAUGGGGAGAAGGGAUUUAUUUCUCCCAUGGUAUUCAACUCAACUCAA
Molecule: messenger RNA, 1255 nt
Organism: Nelumbo nucifera (sacred lotus)
Lineage: Eukaryota; Viridiplantae; Streptophyta; Magnoliopsida; Proteales; Nelumbonaceae
Product: peroxidase 11-like
Biological process (GO): response to oxidative stress; hydrogen peroxide catabolic process
Molecular function (GO): peroxidase activity; heme binding
Source: RefSeq, a predicted model, not a curated record